CCCAGAGCCCCAGCGAAAUUACUGCGACUAAAAUUUAAGCGAAAUUAUACUUAAGGCCCCCCGCUCCACAAAUCCAAAUUCAAACUUUUCUAUUGCUAAUCUAAUCUAAUCUAAUAUGAUCCGGUCCAAUCCAAUCCGAAGGCUUCUCACUCUAGGCACACCGCGUUGCGCAAUCUCCACUAAUGUUCUGCAUAAGCUAACAGUUACAAGUAACUACUCUGACCCACUGAAUAUGCAUAAAGUCGAACUUCUUUAACUGCACAUUAAACUACAAUUCACAACUAAAACUCGAUAAAAUUUACAAAAUGAAUUAUAGCUUGAUUUGAUAAUUAUUCGAUUUUCAUUGUUGUUCAAUUACUUCAAAAAUUAACCUAUAUAAAGCUUUAAUUGAGUUACAAAACUUUUAACACACUUUGAGUUGGAUAAGUUUGACCACAUAGAUUUUGUUUAAUGUUCGCUUUGUAAUGAACGUUAAGUUAACCAAUUAAACGCUACACUUAACCAACGUAGUUGAUGUGAACCCAUUGAACAGGUAAAUUUAGCGUGUCGUUCGUGGGUCAUUUAAACAACCCAAUACCUAAACUAUGUUAUUCUUGUAACCCAUUGACAAUGUAAACUUCGUUUAUCGUUCACUUUGGUGUCCUAUAUUUCUGUAUACGCGUAUAUGGCAUGUAUUUAUUGUUCGAUUAAAGUGCAACAAUUUAGUUUAAGUGCCAAAACGAUCUCGUGAAUUUGACAGCGUUUAGCACACAAUAACCGAUCAUGGGUAUAUAUAGUGGCCCAAAGAGCCACUCAAUCACUCACUCAGUCGGUGUUGCGCAAUGUUUUGGUCUUUAUUUCUCAUCGCCCUUGUGUCUGCGGCUUGGGUGGCUGCACAGGAUGUGGUGCCCGAUGAUCCGGAAGUGCAGAUGCAAAUGCAUGCCAUGUUUUACACGGCUCGUGUUGCCUGUGCGGUGGAAAACAUGAUUCCGUAUGCUCAAACCUGUGCCGUCUUUGCUUUCCUGAGCUUGAGUCUGCAUUGUGGCAGCGCUCUUCAGGAUCAUGCCAAGGAUAAUGGCGAUAUCUUCAUUAUUAACUAUGAUAGCUUCGAUGGCGACGUGGAUGAUGUAUCCACCACCACACCAGCUCCUAGAGAAGCCGACUAUAUAGAUUUCGAUGAGGUUAACAGGAUCUGCAAUGCAAGUUUCAUAACGUCGAGCAGCAACGUGUUGCAGUUCAACAGCACUGGUGAACUGCCCGAUGACAAGGAUAAGGCAACCAGCAUGUGUUAUUUCAACUGCUUUUUCGAAAAGUCCGGUCUGAUGACGGACUACAAGCUUAAUACGGAUCUGGUGCGCAAAUAUGUUUGGCCAGCCACCGGCGAUUCCAUUGAGGCUUGCGAGGCCGAAGGCAAGGACGAGACGAAUGCCUGCGUGCGCGGCUAUGCCAUCGUCAAGUGCGUCUUCAUCAGAGCGCUCACGGAUGCCAGGAACAAGCCCACCGUUUGAGUAUCAGCAAAGGAGGCCCAGCUUGGACUAUUCAGUAGGAAACUAUAAUCUUAGCGGUACAAGUCAAAAUAUAGCUACGGCCGAUGCACCUAGUUGAGAAUAAACCACAGGCACAUGCAACUCCUCCGUUCUUUUCCUGCGCCCGCUAUCACGUGUCCUCGCUGCCAUCGUACGCCGCACUUCUGGUUG
Molecule: messenger RNA, 1676 nt
Organism: Drosophila elegans
Lineage: Eukaryota; Metazoa; Arthropoda; Insecta; Diptera; Drosophilidae
Gene: Obp84a
Product: general odorant-binding protein 84a
Exons: 5
Coding region: 822-1487 (221 amino acids)
Biological process (GO): sensory perception of smell
Molecular function (GO): odorant binding
Source: RefSeq, a predicted model, not a curated record